AUCACGGUGCCCAGGUUUCAAAGUGGCAGGAACGAAGUAGCCAGUUGGGAGGUUUGUGUCAGAGAAAAUGGAGAAACAGCAUUGUUAGCGAAAAGACUCAAAAAUAGACAACUAGAAGUGAAACUUACCCAUGAGGCCCAAAGUGCUCAAUUGAAUCUUGUAAAUGUGGUGGGAAAAUAA
Messenger RNA from Ambispora leptoticha, 180 nucleotides. The record is from the annotation of a GenBank genome assembly. Lineage: Eukaryota; Fungi; Glomeromycota; Glomeromycetes; Archaeosporales; Ambisporaceae.